Messenger RNA from Lathyrus sativus (Indian pea), 885 nucleotides. The record is from the annotation of a GenBank genome assembly. NCBI's taxonomy places the organism in Eukaryota, Viridiplantae, Streptophyta, Magnoliopsida, Fabales, Fabaceae.
AUGAAGCCGAUCUUUUGCGGAAACCUGGAUUUCGACGCAAGACAAUCUGAUGUCGAGAGGCUUUUCAGAAAAUACGGCAAGAUUGAUAGAGUGGACUUGAAGUCUGGUUUUGCUUUCGUCUACAUGGAAGACGAACGUGAUGCCGAGUAUGCAAUUAGACGGCUUGAUCAAACAGAAUUUGGUAGAAAGGGGCGCCGGAUUCGUGUCGAAUGGACUAAGCAAGAGCGUGACAACAGAAGGUCCGGUGGUGAUUCAAAGAAAUCUUCAACUAAUACAAGACCAUCAAAGACUUUGUUUAUUAUAAAUUUUGAUCCUGUUCACACCAGGACAAGGGACUUAGAGAGACACUUUGAUCCCUAUGGGAAAAUAUCAAAUUUAAGGAUCAGAAGGAAUUUUGCUUUUAUCCAGUUUGAAACCCAGGAGGAAGCUACUAAAGCUUUGGAAGCAACUAACCUGAGCAAGUUUAUGGACCGUGUUAUCACUGUGGAGUAUGCUAUAAGAGAUGACGAUGUAAAAAAGGAUGGAUACAGUCCUGAUAGAAGAGGUCGUGGUUCCCCUGAUGGGAGGUAUGGUCGUGGCAGAUCUCCAAGUCCUUAUCGUAGAGGUAGGGCUAGCCCUGAUUAUGGUAGAAGUAGGGGUAGCCCUGAUUAUGGUCGUGGAUCAAAUCCAGCUUCCAGACCAGAACCAAGAGGAAGCCCCAAGUAUGAACGAGCUGAAAGCCCAAUGAAUGGGAGAUAUGAUAGUCGAUCUCCUCCACCUCGUGGAUCAAAUCAAUCUUCCAGACCAGAACCUAGAGGAAGCCCUGAGCAUGAACGGGCUGAAAGCCCAAUGAAUGGGAGAUAUGAUAGCCGAUCUCCCCCACCUCGUGAUAGGUCAAGAUCCUGA